AUGAAGGCUGUGAUAUUAAGAGACUCUAUAAAACAUCCCGGACACAAUGAUGUGAUUGAUGGAGGACAAAGUGGGAGCAGCAGGACACAGCAGCCUGGAGAAGCUGCCCUGUCAAUUGAAGAAAGCCAAUCCUGGAAGCUGCCUGUCCUGGAGGAGUUUCAGUCUAUUUGU
Molecule: messenger RNA, 171 nt
Organism: Pelobates cultripes (western spadefoot toad)
Lineage: Eukaryota; Metazoa; Chordata; Amphibia; Anura; Pelobatidae
Source: the annotation of a GenBank genome assembly